Messenger RNA from Asparagus officinalis (garden asparagus), 1883 nucleotides. RefSeq lists its product as uncharacterized. Lineage: Eukaryota; Viridiplantae; Streptophyta; Magnoliopsida; Asparagales; Asparagaceae. Bases 222 to 1607 code for a protein of 461 amino acids. The record is from RefSeq and is a predicted model, not a curated record. Gene Ontology annotation, molecular function: 3'-5'-RNA exonuclease activity. The transcript has 11 exons.
AUUGGCACCUGGCGGUAAUCCUGAUCAUUUCCCUGUCCUCUAUAAAAUCCUCUCCUAUUAAACAGAAAACUAGGGACAAAAAUCGCCAGAUAUUGAAAAAUUAAUCCCAAGAUUGCAAUCCACGCCAAAAUCCAACAAAAGUCCCAACAAUAGAAAUUAGAUUUUUAUUUUUAAGAAGCUCUUGCUGCUGCCAAAUUUGAUUCGCUCCUCUUUUGUUUGUAAUGAAAGAUCUCGUCACUUUACAAGAUCAGUCGCUGAUGAUGAUGAAGAAGAAGAAGAGCAAGGUCCGGGCCUCGAAGAGGUCAUUAGGGCUCUCGGCCAUGGCGGAUCCUUGCGUUUCUUGCACCACCUUCAACAUUUUGGCCCCAAUAUAUAAAAGACUCGAUAAGGAGGACCAGAGCUGCAGAGAGAGCCAAUAUAGGGCUUAUUGGUUUAGCAGGAACCAGAGCAUUAUUGAUCGAUUGCUCGAUGAUCGAUCCUCGAUCAUUUGCCUUCAGGAGGUGUGGUUGGGAAAUGAGGAAUUUGUAGAUAUGUAUGAGAAAAGGCUUGGAGACGCAGGGUAUAUUAGUUUGAAGCUUGCCCGAACAAACAAUCGAGGCGAUGGACUUCUCACUGCUGUACAUAGGGAUUAUUUUAGGGUUCUAAACUACAGAGAGUUACUAUUUAAUGAUUUUGGAGAUCGGGUUGCUCAGCUGUUGCAUGUUGAAUCAGUGCUUCCGUUUUGGCAGAGUCGAAAUGGGAGCAUUCAGCAACAAGUGCUUAUUGUAAAUACUCAUUUGAUAUUUCCUCAUAACUACAGCCUUUGUAUUUUUCGCUUGCACCAGGUAUACAAAAUUCUUCAGUGCGUAGAUUCCUAUCAGAAAGAAAACAGACUCAAUCCUACGCCUAUCAUACUUUGCGGCGAUUGGAAUGGAAGUAAACGAGGACACGUCUACAAGUUUCUUAGGUCGCAGGGGUUUGUAUCAUCAUAUGAUACUGCUCAUCAGUACACUGACAGUGAUGCAGAUGCACACAGAUGGGUCAGCCAUCGCAAUCACCGUGGAAAUAUAUGUGGAGUUGAUUUCAUAUGGCUUCGUAAUCCUGAUAAGUAUCAGAAGCCCCUCAAAACAAGUUGGAAUGAAGCUCUGCUUGGGAUGGUCAAGUACUUGCUCUGUGUAGCUUCUCUUACAGAGGAAAAUGCAUUUGCCUUUCUUAAAGGAGAUAGUCCUGGUGAUUAUAUAACGUUCUCGGGAUUUUGCCAAGCACUCUGNCAGUUGGGAAUAACAGGCCAUUCUCAGUGUCUUAGUCCAAAAGAGUUAGAGGAGUUAUGGGCCCAGGUUGACAUGGAAGGCAAUGGUGUCAUCAACUACCAAGAAUUCCAGCAUCGAAUUUGGAACCCUACACUGUUGGAGAAGCCGAAGGAAAAUCCUGAAGUUGGCAUUAAUGAGCCAGAGGACAAGAAAAAGGGCAUUGAGGAGGAGCAAGCUUUUGGUUUUAAAGUGAAGAAUGCAGUUCUCUUCCCUCCAGAGGUAGAGAAAGGAACAUGGCCAGAGGAUUACUCUCUUUCAGAUCAUGCACCGCUCACCGUAGUGUUUUCUCCUGUUGUGAGAAUGCGCCGUUGCUCAUAACCAAUCCUAUUGACCUUGUGUGGCAGUGUACAGAAUCUGGUAAUAUCACUUUUUUAUAAUACAGUUUUGGGAGCAUGAGUAGAGAUAACCUAGGUUUAGUGGCAGAAAUACUGCAUGCUCUGAUCAAUGAAGAGAUAUGAGAAGUGUACAGGUUGCAAUUGCAUAGUUCUCUGUUUCCCUAUUGAACCUUAUUUUUGCUCCUUGUAAUUAAACACACUGAUUAAGAUCAUCAGUAUGCGACUCUUGUUGAUUAUUUCACUAUUUCUUGUUGAUUCA